Molecule: messenger RNA, 1968 nt
Organism: Ostreococcus tauri
Lineage: Eukaryota; Viridiplantae; Chlorophyta; Mamiellophyceae; Mamiellales; Bathycoccaceae
Product: Tetratricopeptide repeat-containing domain
Exons: 1
Coding region: 1-1968 (655 amino acids)
Biological process (GO): mRNA processing; regulation of translation
Molecular function (GO): single-stranded RNA binding; protein binding; mRNA binding
Source: RefSeq, a predicted model, not a curated record
AUGCGCGACGAAAACGACGCGUCGAGGGACGGCGACGGCGCGCGAACGGGCGCGCGGGCCGCCGCGCGGGCGUCGUGGAUGAUUCGGAACGGACGCGCGGUCGAUGGGGGACGCGCGGCGGCGCGAGCGUUCGAGGGAGAAGAGGAGGACGGAGGGGCGGCGAGAGCGGCGGCGCGGGGAAAGUUUGCAAACGGAGACGUCGAGGGCGGACGAGAGGUGAUGGCGGCGCAUCGUCGGGCGGUGGGGGAGGGUGGGGUUGAGGUUGGGACGCUGUGCGCGUGGGCGCGCGCGGAGGCGAGCGCUGGGACGAGGGAUGGGGAACGGCGCGCGCGGGCGCUGUUGAGAGAGGCGACGAGCGCGUCGAACGCGAGCGGUCGGGAGAUGUGCGACGCCUGGGUCGCGUUCGGAGGACACGAGAUGGAUCAUGGGAGGGCGGAUAAGGCGCGGCGGUGUUACAAGAGCGCGCUGAGCGCGGUGGAGGGGGAUGAUGCGAUGAAGUCUCGCGCGAGCGCGGCGACGGCGGCGCACUCGUGGGCGCGUUUGGAAGCUCAGGAGAGAAAUCCAAAGCUCGCGAGAGAGCUCUUCGCGCGCGCGGUGGAGCUUUGUGAUUCACACGUGGCGAAUUAUACCGCCUGGGCCGCUUUCGAGCUCAGUCGAGGGCAGAGUGAUCAGGCGAGGGCGUUGCUCGAGAGGGGAUCGGCGUUUUGCGCUCGAGCGGAGUCGUCGCGCGGAAACUCCGUGGAGUCCAGGCGCGCGCGAUCGAUGGCUUCGGCGUUGUACACGUCUUGGGGUGAUUUGGAGGGGCAGCGCGCACUGCGGGUCGAGGAAGGCGAGGACGCGCUCGAUGCGGCGCUCGAAAAAUCGAGAGCGUUAUUUCUGCGCGCUUCCGUCGCGGAUAAGAAGAAUAUUUCGGCUUGGUUGAAAUGGAGCGAACUCGAGAAGGACGUCGCGCGAGGUAACUCUCAUCGCGGAGGCGUCGUAACGAGUGCUCGCAGGAAUACCGUUUCCAAUCGUCGACAGCUCGAAGUACUGAGCGAGGGGUUGAAGGCGAAUCCGGGAGACAUGCGGUUAGAGCACGCGUUCGCCAUGGCGCUCAAGCUCAACGGAGACGUCGAAUCCGCGACGAAGCGGCUCCGUCGCUUGAGCGAGAGAUUUCCCAAGAGUGCGCACGUAUGGCACGCUCUUGGAACUGUCCUACAAGAAUCUGGAGAUUUCCAAGCCGCCAUCGACGCAUUCGAGCGAGGAUCGUUCGCCUCGGGCAAGCCGAAUUUGCCGUGCAUCACCGCGGCAGCCGCAGCGGAGUUUCACGGAGGUCAACACGGCCGCGCGCGACAGCUUUUCGUUCAGGGUGAGUCCGUGCCGCGUCACUUGAGCACACGUCGCGAGCGUGCCGCGCACCUUCGACUGUGGGCUUUGCUGGAGAAGCGCGUCGGGAGUGAAGAGAUGACGCGCAAAUUGUUCCUUCGCGCGACGAGCGAGGACCGCGCGGACGCAGCCACGUGGUUACAGUGGGGACAAUGGGAGAAACGCGUCAACAGCGUCGACGCGGCCCGUAAAGUGCUCAAAGACGGCGUUCGCUACGGAGUUAAUAACGGACAAUACUUUGUCUUUCAGGCUCUCGCGACUUUGGAGGCGGAAUCGAACAACGACACCGCCGCGCGAGAACUAUUCGCGCAAGGAUGCGCCGCGCAUCCGAGAAGCGCGUCGUUAUGGCUUCAAUGGGCAUUAUUCGAGCUUUCAUGCGAAGAAAACGAACGAAAUGCCGUCGGAAAGUCCUUGUCCGUGAUAAAGAAGGGCGUAGCGAGGGCGCCGCCGCACAUUCCGCUCCUCGAGCUGUGGCUCAGCCUCGAGCGACGCUCUGGAGACGAAGACAGCGCUCGCGCGGUGGAAGACAGACUCAAUAAACUUCUGUCGGAACAGAGAUACGCGCCGGAGGGUCACGAAGUGAAGCGAAACGAACGUGACUAG